Messenger RNA from Paramecium sonneborni, 360 nucleotides. NCBI's taxonomy places the organism in Eukaryota, Ciliophora, Oligohymenophorea, Peniculida, Parameciidae. The record is from the annotation of a GenBank genome assembly.
AUGAUGAUUUUGAUUCAAAUACUUAAAAAAACUAUGUUUAACAUUAAAUUUUAGAACAUCUAAGUUAUAAAAGAACUCAAUAAAAUUUAAACUUUAAGUGUCUAUCAUUCACCUCAAUGCAAGUAUUACAAUUUCUUAAAAUUUGGGAAUUAAAUAAUUUUGAUAACUUAUAUAAAUAAAUCAAUCAUAAAACUAGAUUUAGAACAUGAAUCUUAAAACCUUAAAUUAACUCCAAUCUUAAAUUUGUAAUCAAAUAGGAUCAAAUAAUUAACUUUGAAGGUUUGCAAUAUUUUAGGUUUCUUAAUUUAUCUUAUAAUUUAAUAUCCUUAUUGGGUCCAUUAUAAAUUGUAUUAGAAUUGA